AUGUUGUCCACCUGGGUGCUGGCCUGGUUGGUCUCCCUGAGGACCUUGUCCACAGCGCUGGAUCCGACCCUGGAGGGGACAUGGAGAGACUGGAAGGCCACUCACAGUAAGGAAUAUGGCCUGGGGGAAGAAUCCUUUCGGAGAGCCGUGUGGGAGGAGAAUCUGAGGAUGAUCCACGACCACAACAGCCAGGCUGAGCAGGGAAAAUACACCUACAAACUCGGGAUGAAUCACUUUGGUGACCUGGAUGAUUAUAGUUGUCGUUAUGAAGCUGAGAAUUCUGUUACUAAGUGUUCCACCAUAGGAGUCAUCCUGCCAGGAGAUGAAAAGGGAUUUCUGCAGGCGGUGGCCACAAUUGGCCCAAUUUCUGUCGGAGUGGAUGCCCGGAGUUCAGCAUUUCAGUUUUACAAGUCGGGUAUCUUUAAAAAUCCCUGGCGUGGAGACCCCCAGUUGACUCAUGCUAUGCUGGUGGUCGGAUACAACAGCACCAAGUACUGGAUUGUGAAGAACAGUUGGUCUCGCUAUUGGGGGGACAACGGAUACAUGCUCUUGGAACAAGGAUUCAAUCAAUGCGGCAUCACCAACAUGGCUUCCUAUCCCAUUCCAUAACCAGCCAAGUGGACCGUUUGAGAAUCAGGACAAAAAAGCUAACUGCAGCAUUGGAAGCUUCUGGAGAACCAGAAAUAUAUACAGUAUAUAUGCUAAAACCAAUAAAUGCUUUUACGCAAUGCUA
This is a messenger RNA of Protobothrops mucrosquamatus (brown spotted pit viper), 733 nucleotides long. Its product is annotated as cathepsin L1-like. The transcript is spliced from 5 exons. The coding region runs from base 1 to 609 and encodes 202 amino acids. Lineage: Eukaryota; Metazoa; Chordata; Lepidosauria; Squamata; Viperidae. Gene Ontology annotation, cellular component: lysosome. Gene Ontology annotation, biological process: immune response. The record is from RefSeq and is a predicted model, not a curated record. Gene Ontology annotation, molecular function: cysteine-type endopeptidase activity.